CAGUAUAAAUGAACGAGUUUCAGAGGUCCUUGCACAUUUUCUAAGGGAGGAUUCUCAGCCAAUUCUAACUCAAGGAGUGAAGAUUAUUCCUGUGACAGAUUGUCAAGAGACUGACGAUUUCAUACAAAGGAGUCUGUUACUGUCUUGAGAGAAACUGGAUUUAACCAGAAUAGAACAAGAAGGGGAAGACGGAGAAGCACAACUACAUAAGAGAAAAAGGACAUCAAAAUACAGUAUUUACCAUACUGUAUAUACUCGCAUUUAAAUUCUCCUGCAGAUAAGUCAAGAGCUUAAUGUUACCUUGGCUUUAAAUCUGUUUAAUGGUAUUUAGAUAAAAAAAGGUAUCGAUUUCUAUCAAAAGCAAGGAAAAUUCUGAGUGACCUCCAUCAAACCUUCAACUGGCAACGUAUGUUCUUUACUACAGUUUGUUUAUUAGUGCAAAGUUGUGUUUGACAGAAAUCACAAUGAAGUGGCCUCUCUUUGCUUUCUGUCUUCUUCUCUCCGGCUGCAAUGUGUGCUGUGAAAAAGGUCUUAAAAAGAUGUCAUUGAUUUUUCCUGAGGAAACUGACAACAGUUAUGUGAUGCUUCGUCCAGCUAAGCCCAUGAGCUUCACAGCCUUCACACUCUGCAUGUGCGUCGCUUCGGAGUUACAUUUAUUGCGGGAAACUGUACUAUUUUCCUAUUAUAACUCAGGAGAUGCACUAAAUCUGUGGGUUGAAUAUGGAAAAUUUAAUUUUUACUUGCUUCACUCAAAUCCUGUAAGUUUCAGACUUCCUCAGCUCAACUCAUUCUGGACAAAUCUAUGUGUAACAUGGGAGUCGUCGUCUGGACUGACUGCCAUUUGGGUUGAUGGUAAAAGUAGUGGCAGGAAAGUUUAUAGACAAGGACACGAGGUUCAGGAUGGGGGAAUUGUAAUUCUGGGACAAGAUCAGGAUAAUCCAGGGAAUGAGUUUGACAAAAAGCAAAGCUUUAUUGGGGAAAUAACCAGCGUUCAUCUUUGGGACUAUGUGCUACCGUCUGAUGAACUAUGCCUUGUCAGUCAAGGACAUACUGAGCCUAAAGGGAAUGUGAUUGAUUGGAAUACUGUGGGUUAUGAAGCUAGAGGAAAUGUUUUAAUAAAACCCGUUAACAACUAUAAAUUUUGCACGUCAGUUAGUUCCUCUAAAAUGUGGUGAAUAAAUGUUGGUAAUCUA
Erpetoichthys calabaricus (reedfish) is the source of this 1193-nucleotide messenger RNA. Its product is annotated as pentraxin fusion protein-like. The record is from RefSeq and is a predicted model, not a curated record. NCBI's taxonomy places the organism in Eukaryota, Metazoa, Chordata, Cladistia, Polypteriformes, Polypteridae. The coding region runs from base 465 to 1175 and encodes 236 amino acids. The transcript has 4 exons.